Messenger RNA from Arabidopsis lyrata subsp. lyrata, 1675 nucleotides. RefSeq lists its product as uncharacterized. NCBI's taxonomy places the organism in Eukaryota, Viridiplantae, Streptophyta, Magnoliopsida, Brassicales, Brassicaceae. The transcript is spliced from 6 exons. The record is from RefSeq and is a predicted model, not a curated record. Bases 212 to 1489 code for a protein of 425 amino acids.
GCUGAAGCAAAAUUCGGGUGCUUCUCGCGCACCGUAUCAUCAUCAAAUCCUUCUCCGUUACUUUCUUCGGCGGCGAAUCACCCUCUUCCUUACCGGCGAUCUAGUUUCCGGCGAUCAAUUCAGAUUUUUUUCAGCUAAAGGUUUGAUUUUUCGAAAUUCGAAUUUCUGGGGAAGGUAGAACUCGCACUCGCACUUGCUCAAGGACGAAAAAAUGUCAUAUGAAAGCAAAGGUUUUUGGGUUAUGAAGAACAAUGAGCAUACAAGUGAGGAUGAUUCAGUGUAUGAUCAGUCGACAAGAGAUGAUUCAAAGCGUCCUCAUCCUUGGUUUGUUGAUUCUUCUCGCUCUGAGAUGUUCCCAAACAAGAAACAAGCUGUGCAAGAUCCAGUAGGAGGAUUAGGAAAAUCAAAUGUAGGUCUUCCUUUGUGGGAAAGCUCAUCGGUUUUUCAAUCUGUUUCUAACCAGUUCAUGGAUCGGCUUCUUGGAGCUGAAAUGCCGCCAAGACCACUUUUGUUUGGUGAUAGAGAUAGAACGGAAGGUUGUAGCCACCACCACCAGACUAAGAGUAUAGCUGAGAGUUAUAUGGAAGAUACUUCUGUUGAAUUGUCGAUAUCUAAUGGUGUGGAGGUUGCUGGGAGUUCUUUUGGUGGUGAUGGAAUUAGAAAACUUCCGGUUAGUCGGGUUAAGGAAACUAUGAGUACACAUGUUGCUUUAGACGGUCAUAAUCAAAGGAAAAUCGAGUCAUCUUCUAUACAAGCUUGUAGCCGGGAAAACGAAAGUAGCUUUAUAAAUUUUGCACUGGCGGGUCAUCCUUAUGGCAAUGAGGACUCUCAUGGGAUCACAUUUGGUGAAAUAAACGAUGAACAUGGUGUUGGCUCCACUUCCAAUGUGGUUGGAAACUAUCAAUCAUAUGUUCAAGACCCAAUUGGAACAUUGGAUAUUGUUUAUGGCCAAGAAACUGGGAGUUCACAGACCAGCAGCGGAGUUGUAAGCGAACAACAAGUUGCUAAACCGAGUUUGGAACCAGUUCCAAAGAACAAAGCAGAGACCAAGUCAUCAAAGAAGGAAGCUUCCACAAGCUUUCCUUCAAACGUCAGAAGCUUAAUAUCAACCGGUAUGCUCGAUGGCGUUCCUGUGACGUAUGUUUCUAUCUCACGUGAGGAGCUUCGAGGAGUCAUCAAAGGAUCAGGUUAUCUUUGCGGAUGUCAAACUUGUGAAUUCACAAAGGUGCUUAACGCGUAUGCAUUCGAGAGGCACGCUGGAUGUAAAACAAAGCAUCCAAACAAUCAUAUUUACUUUGAAAACGGGAAGACGAUUUAUCAGAUAGUUCAGGAACUGAGGAACACUCCAGAGAGUAUACUGUUUGAUGUGAUUCAGACUGUAUUUGGUUCUCCUAUCAACCAGAAAGCAUUUCGCAUCUGGAAAGAAUCAUUCCAAGCGGCGACUAGGGAACUUCAGCGGAUCUAUGGCAAAGAAGAGCGCUCCUUUUGAAUGUAUAAUAUUUUGUGGAAAAUUGUAAGGUUAUUAGCAUUUUUGCUGGAUCUUAAUUUUAUCAACUUUUGUUUUUUGCAUAAUUGUGUAUAAAGGGAGAAGCUUGAAGAAUUGAUGAUGUAACAGCGAAUGCAAAAGAUAAGAAGAGACUUGAAGAGUUGUGUAAAGGAUUAAUAAUUCAGCUUA